This is a messenger RNA of Carlito syrichta (Philippine tarsier), 2400 nucleotides long. RefSeq names its product muskelin 1 (gene MKLN1). Lineage: Eukaryota; Metazoa; Chordata; Mammalia; Primates; Tarsiidae. Gene Ontology annotation, molecular function: protein binding. Gene Ontology annotation, cellular component: cytoplasm. The transcript has 18 exons. The coding region runs from base 584 to 2170 and encodes 528 amino acids. The record is from RefSeq and is a predicted model, not a curated record.
UUCUUGUUUUUCUUAGCACGUAUUCCACUGAGGGCAGUAAAAGUGCUGUGUUCUCAGGAACAUUUUAGUGGAUAAACCAAAUGACCAGUCUUCAAGAUGGUCUUCAGAGAGCAACUAUCCUCCCCAGUAUUUGAUUCUAAAGCUUGAAAGGCCUGCUAUAGUUCAGAAUAUCACAUUUGGAAAAUAUGAGAAAACUCAUGUCUGCAAUUUGAAGAAAUUUAAAGUCUUUGGUGGAAUGAAUGAAGAAAAUAUGACAGAGCUAUUAUCCAGUGGCUUAAAGAAUGAUUAUAACAAAGAAACAUUCACCUUGAAGCAUAAAAUUGAUGAACAGAUGUUUCCUUGUCGAUUCAUUAAAAUAGUUCCACUCUUGUCCUGGGGACCCAGCUUUAACUUUAGCAUCUGGUAUGUUGAACUUAGUGGCAUCGAUGACCCUGAUGUCGUACAACCCUGUCUCAACUGGUAUAGCAAGUAGUACCGUGAACAGGAAGCAAUUCGCCUUUGCCUCAAACACUUCAGACAGCACAACUACACAGAAGCUUUUGAGUCACUGCAGAAGAAAACCAGAAUUGCACUGGAGCAUCCCAUGCUGACAGAUCUUCAUGACAAACUGGUGCUGAAGGGUGAUUUUGAUGCUUGUGAAGAAUUGAUUGAAAAAGCUGUAAAUGAUGGCUUGUUCAACCAGUAUAUCAGCCAGCAGGAAUAUAAGCCACGAUGGAGUCAAAUCAUUCCCAAGAGCACCAAAGGUGAUGGAGAAGACAACCGACCAGGAAUGAGAGGAGGUCAUCAGAUGGUCAUUGAUGUUCAAACAGAGACCGUGUAUUUGUUUGGUGGCUGGGAUGGAACACAAGACCUUGCCGACUUCUGGGCGUACAGUGUGAAGGAGAACCAGUGGGCAUGCGUCUCCAGAGACACUGAGAAGGAGAAUGGUCCUAGUGCCAGAUCAUGUCAUAAAAUGUGCAUUGACAUUCAGCGGAGGCAAAUCUACACACUGGGGCGUUAUUUGGAUUCCUCUGUGAGGAACAGCAAAUCUCUGAAAAGUGACUUCUAUCGUUAUGACAUUGACACAAACACAUGGAUGUUACUAAGUGAGGAUACUGCUGCUGAUGGAGGGCCAAAAUUGGUCUUUGAUCAUCAGAUGUGCAUGGACUCAGACAAGCAUAUGAUCUACACCUUUGGCGGUAGGAUUCUGACUUGUAACGGCAGCGUGGAGGACAGCAGAGCCAGUGAGCCGCAGUUCAGUGGGUUGUUUGCUUUCAGCUGUCAGUGUCAAACCUGGAAACUCCUCCGGGAGGACUCCUGCAACGCUGGGCCCGAGGACAUCCAGUCCCGGAUAGGACACUGCAUGCUCUUCCACUCAAAAAAUCGUUGCUUAUAUGUAUUUGGUGGCCAGCGAUCAAAGACCUAUUUGAACGAUUUCUUUAGUUAUGAUGUGGACUCUGAUCAUGUAGACAUAAUAUCAGAUGGCACCAAGAAAGACUCUGGGAUGGUUCCAAUGACAGGAUUUACACAGAGAGCAACUAUUGAUCCAGAACUGAAUGAAAUACAUGUCUUAUCUGGACUCAGCAAAGACAAAGAAAAGAGGGAAGAGAAUGUCAGAAAUUCAUUCUGGAUUUAUGACAUUGUGAGGAAUAGUUGGUCUUGCGUCUAUAAGAAUGAUCAAGCCGCAAAGGACAAUCCAAGUAAAAGUCUUCAGGAGGAAGAACCGUGUCCAAGAUUUGCCCAUCAGCUUGUAUAUGAUGAGCUGCACAAGGUUCAUUAUUUAUUUGGUGGGAAUCCAGGAAAAUCUUGCUCCCCAAAGAUGAGAUUAGAUGACUUCUGGUCCCUGAAGUUGUGUAGACCUUCAAAAGAUUACCUACUGCGACAUUGCAAGUACCUCAUAAGAAAACACAGGUUUGAAGAAAAGGCCCAAAUGGAUCCCCUUAGUGCUCUGAAGUAUUUGCAAAAUGAUCUUUAUAUAACUGUGGAUCAUUCAGACCCAGAAGAGACAAAAGAGUUUCAGCUUCUAGCAUCAGCUCUGUUCAAAUCUGGUUCAGAUUUUACAGCUCUAGGCUUUUCGGAUGUGGAUCACACCUAUGCGCAAAGAACUCAGCUCUUUGACACCUUAGUAAAUUUCUUUCCUGACAGCAUGACCCCUCCUAAAGGCAACCUGGUGGACCUCAUCACGCUGUAAGUGGAGCCACUGGACAGAGACGAGGUGGGACUCGGCACCAGUCUGCGGGUGCAGCCUCUUACUGACAGUCCGGCUGCGGGGACCGGGAACUGCACCAGAGCUCUAAGGGAUCGUAACCAUCACAAGUUUUAAUCCUCUUCUUUCAUGCCUGACCUCAGCCCCAAUUCUCCUCAUCCUCUUCCUACAUUAGGCUAAUAAAGUGAAAUUGGUAUACUUUCCAUUUAAAUAUA